Molecule: messenger RNA, 366 nt
Organism: Vicia villosa (hairy vetch)
Lineage: Eukaryota; Viridiplantae; Streptophyta; Magnoliopsida; Fabales; Fabaceae
Exons: 3
Coding region: 1-366 (121 amino acids)
Source: RefSeq, a predicted model, not a curated record
AUGUUUCUUAGCAAAGUUAAAGAGAUUGAAAGUAAUAUUGAUAAUUUAACACAUGUCAAUGGCUUCAAAAAAAGACAAGGCGGAAAGGGUUCAAAACGUAAGAAAGGUUGGGUCGAAACUAAACUUACCGAUAGAAAGAAAAAUGGUGGUCCAAGUACAUCUCAGAUCAAUUUCAAUACUGAGACGUUAAAGAUUGUUGAAAGUAGGAAAAAUGAAAAUUUAGGUGGUUCGCAAAGACAAUUGCAAUAUGAGGGGGUCGAUAUGAACGCGCAUAUUUGGCUCAAUGAUGCAUACAACAACAUGAAAAAGAGUGAAACUUUAAGUUCAUUUGGUGACACAAGUUUUACUAGCUUAUUGACGGUAUGA